CUCUCUUCUCUCCAACCAAACAUGGCCUCUCCACUCUCACUCUUUCUCAUCCUCUUCUUCUUCUUCCUUUCUCCUUCACUGUCUUCCUCCUCAGAGCUUGACAUUCUCCUCGAUAUCAAAUCCUCUCUCGACCCUGAAAAACGUUUCCUCACUUCAUGGACUCCCGACGCCGACCCUUGCUCCUCUGGCUCCUUCGACGGUGUCGCUUGCGACGGAAACCGCCGUGUUGCUAACAUCUCUCUUCAAGGAAUGGGUCUCACCGGAACUAUCCCUCCAUCAAUCGGUCUUCUCACUAGCUUAACCGGUUUAUACCUUCACUUCAACUCCUUGACGGGUCAUAUUCCUAAAGAUAUCUCAAAUCUGCCUCUCCUCACCGAUUUAUACCUCAAUGUCAACAAUCUUUCCGGCGAAAUCCCUCCUCAAAUCGGAAACUUAGACAAUCUACAAGUUAUACAGUUAUGUUACAACAAGUUAAGUGGAAGUAUACCGACACAGUUAGGUUCUCUUAAGAAGAUAACUGUCUUGGCUCUACAAUAUAACCAACUCUCCGGCGCCAUUCCGGCGAGUUUAGGUGAUAUUGGUACGUUGACAAGACUUGAUUUGAGCUUCAACAAUCUCUUUGGUCCUAUUCCGGUGAAACUCGCCGGUGCUCCUUUGCUUGAAGUUCUCGACAUUCGUAAUAACUCUUUCUCAGGCUUCGUUCCCUUUGCUUUGAAGAGGCUAAACAAUGGAUUCCAGUAUUCAAACAAUCACGGUUUAUGCGGAGAUGGGUUCACGGAUUUGAAAGCUUGCACCGGUUUAAACGGUCCGAACCUAAACCGGCCAGACCCAACAAACCCAACGAAUUUCGCAACCGUUGACGUGAAACCAGAAUCAGCAGAUUUACAACGAAGCAAUUGCAGUAACAACAAUGGCGGGUGUUCAUCAAAAACCUCAAAGUCUUCACCUUUAGGAAUCGUCAUGGGGCUUAUGGGUUCAAUCCUCGCAGUUGCAAUCUUUGGUGGUUCAACAUUCACAUGGUACAGACGAAGGAAACAAAAGAUUGGAAGCAGUCUUGAUGCAAUGGACGGUAGGAUUAGCACUGAGUACAACUUCAAAGAAGUUUCUAGAAGAAAAAGCUCUUCUCCAUUGAUCAGCCUAGAGUAUGCAAGUGGUUGGGAUCCGUUAGGACGAGGACAGAGCAGUAACAACAACAGUGCAUUGUCUCAAGAAGUCUUUGAGAGCUUUAUGUUCAAUCUUGAGGAGAUUGAGAGAGCUACUCAAAGCUUCUCUGAGGUUAACUUGUUGGGGAAGAGUAAUGUCUCUUCGGUUUAUAAAGGUAUCCUUAGAGAUGGUUCUGUUGCAGCUGUAAAAUGUAUAGCGAAAUCGAGCUGUAAAUCCGAUGAAUCCGAGUUUCUCAAAGGGUUGAAGAUGCUGACAUUGUUGAAGCAUGAGAAUUUAGUGAGGUUGAGAGGAUUCUGCUGCUCAAAAGGACGUGGAGAAUGUUUCCUUAUCUAUGAGUUUGUCCCCAAUGGUAAUCUUUUGCAGUAUCUUGAUGUGAAGGAUGAGACUGGAGAGGUUCUUGAAUGGACAACUCGAGUUUCCAUCAUUAAUGGCAUCGCCAGAGGGAUUGUUUACCUACAUGGAGAAAAUGGAAACAAGCCUGCAAUAGUUCACCAGAAUCUAUCUGCAGAGAAGAUUCUCAUUGAUCAUUGGUAUAAUCCUUCUCUUGCGGAUUCCGGUCUUCACAAGCUUUUCACGGAUGACAUCGUUUUCUCGAAGCUCAAAGCAAGUGCGGCAAUGGGAUACUUAGCUCCUGAGUACAUAACUACAGGGAGGUUUACUGAUAAGAGUGACGUUUAUGCCUUUGGUAUGAUUCUGUUGCAGAUACUGAGUGGUAAAAGCAAAAUCAGCCAUUUGAUGAUCUUACAAGCUGUAGAGUCAGGAAGACUGAAUGAAGACUUCAUGGAUCCAAAUCUUCGAAAAAACUUCCCGGAAGCAGAAGCGGCUCAGCUCGCUAGACUUGGUCUUCUCUGCACUCAUGAAUCCUCAAACCAGAGACCAUCCAUGGAAGAUGUUAUGCAAGAACUGAACACACUCGCAGCGAAUUAUUAGUUUCCGUUUAACAAGAUUCUUGCUUUUAAUUAUCCAAGAAUUGGCAUACCAAGGUUUCAGACUAUCACCAUUCCCCUGAUGUUAACUCUGUUUUUAGGUUCAGUGUAACAAUCUUAUCUCCUUGUAACUGUAGCUGAUGUACUUAGGCUGUAAAAACAAUCACUUUUCAGAAAUUUAGGUGAUCUUG
Molecule: messenger RNA, 2281 nt
Organism: Arabidopsis arenosa
Lineage: Eukaryota; Viridiplantae; Streptophyta; Magnoliopsida; Brassicales; Brassicaceae
Source: the annotation of a GenBank genome assembly